Myripristis murdjan (pinecone soldierfish) is the source of this 6416-nucleotide messenger RNA. RefSeq names its product ankyrin repeat domain 50 (gene ankrd50). The record is from RefSeq and is a predicted model, not a curated record. The transcript has 5 exons. Gene Ontology annotation, molecular function: protein binding. Bases 859 to 5139 code for a protein of 1426 amino acids. NCBI's taxonomy places the organism in Eukaryota, Metazoa, Chordata, Actinopteri, Holocentriformes, Holocentridae.
CAGUGCUGAGCUGAGUCGGGCAGCAGGAGGAGCCGACACCGAGAGAAAAGACCGAUUCAAAGAAGGAGAUGGACGCUGCCUAAAUGCACAGAUUUCGGCUUUGAAUUGUGCCAGACGCAAUGGUCGGACGGUUUAUUUGAAGCAUGUGGUUUUAUUUUCGAGGGAAAGGGUGUUGACUACGGACACGGCGGCCAAAAAAAGAGGAAAAAAACCGGGAGGACUCGGCAAGAGGGAAGGAGCCAGGCUUGCAGUGUUAUUGGAGAAAUUGACCCUGCGCUGGCACUCUCCUCCGCGUUAAUGUAAUGGAAACGGGCUCGGGUCAUCCCCGUUAGCGUCUGAAAUGCAUCAGAGGAAAUAUAUCAGCAACUCCCACGGCUAAUUGUAUCAAGCAGUGGUUUAAGUUUGCCAGUGGAUGCACUCAGGAGGCGGGUGCCCUGCCAUGCCCAGCGCCAUGCUAAAGCAACACGCUCGCAAUAACAAGGAGCACUCAGUACAACCAAUGAGAAGGCUGUGGAAAAAGUUGGUGGAAAAUCUAUGGUUUAAGCCUCAGUUUUGAUUUCCUUUUUUUAUUUUGACCUAGAUAUUCUGCAACGCACCACAGCUCGGCUGCUUCGCUUGCCAUUUCUGCAGCUCUGCCUCUCUCUCCUCUUUCACACAAGGCCUAAGUUGCACUCCGGCGUCUUAACAUAAAUACCAAGGACAGCUAAACUGCAACCAGCUUUUCUGAAAGGCACGUUUGUAGCCAGCAUAAUGGAUGUUCGAAUUUACAGCCGGCCUUUGUUGGAGUUGAAAAUGCGAGGGGUGGAAUGAGGGGACCCCUAUGAGGAGGGAUAGCUGGAACAGCAGCACUAGAUCAAAAUGGCCCAAACCAGUUUGCUGCAGGGGAAGCGCUUUUACUGCAGGGAGUGGGUCUUCCACAAGAUCCAGCAUUGCCUCCAGGAGAAAACCAACGGCCUGAGCGGGGUGACCAGCACUCCCAGCAAACAGCCCCCGUUGGCGCCCGGCGGGGGUGCCACCAACCCCGGCGGCUCCACAGCGGGGUCCGCGAAGGCCGGGAACGCCUGGGGGGUGCUGCUGGUGGGCGGGCCGGGGAGCGGGAAGACGGCCUUGUGCACGGAGCUCCUGUGGCCCACCUCGUCCCAGGGCACCCACCGCGGGCUGCACCAGCAGAGCCUGGCCUUCCACUUCUGCCGGGCGGAUGACUCGGACACGCUGUGCGUCGGCGGCUUCAUCCGCGGCCUGGUGGCUCAGAUCUGCCGCAGCGGGCUGGUGCCGGGGUUCGAGGAGAAGGUCCGAGACCCGGCGGUGCAGAGCACUCUGCAGCCUGGAGAGUGCGAGAGGAACCCGACAGAGGCUUUCAAGAGGUGCGUCCUCCUGCCUCUCCUCAGUGUGAAGCCUCCUCAGCAGGCUCUCUUCCUGCUGGUCGACUCCAUCGACGAGGGCUGUCAGCUGGGCGAGGGGGAGCAGCGCUCGUCGCCCAGCUCCCACCGGACCAUCGCCGAGCUCCUGGCCAGCCACCACGAGUUCCUGCCGCCCUGGCUGCUGCUCAUCUGCUCGGCACGCCGGCAGAACAAGGCCAUCACCAAACUGUUCACAGGAUUCCGCAAAAUCAGCCUUGAUGAUCUUCGCAAGGCUUACAUUGUCAAGGACGUCCAGCAGUACAUCCUCCACAGGCUGGACCAGGAGGAGGCCCUGAGGCAGCAUCUGACCAAGGAGACCGCUGAGAUGCUCAACCAGCUCCACAUCAAAAGCAGCGGCUGCUUCCUCUACCUGGAGCGUGUGCUGGACGGCGUGGUGGAGAGCUUCAUCAUGCUUCGCGAGAUCCGUGACAUCCCCGGCACACUCAAUGGCCUCUACCUGUGGCUCUGCCAGAGACUGUUUGUCAGGAAACAGUUUGCCAAAGUCCAGCCAAUCCUCAAUGUGAUCCUGGCAACUUGCAGGCCACUCACAGUCAAGGAACUGUACCAUGCAGUCUGGACCAAAAACAUGACGCUGACCAUGGAGGAGUUUCAGAAAAAGAUGGACAUUCUCUCAAAGUUGUUGGUUGAUGGCCUUGGAACUACUAAAAUCCUUUUUCACUACAGUUUUGCAGAGUGGCUACUGGAUGUUAAGCAUUGCACCCAGAAAUAUUUAUGCAAUGCAGCAGAGGGCCAUAGGAUGCUGGCAAUGAGUUACACAUGCCGGGCCAAGCAGCUCAAACCACUUGAAGUGCAGGAAUUUGCCUUGCACCUUGUCAAUUCCAAUCUGCAGAUCGAGCCAUUUAAUCUGGCUCUUUGGAUGGUUUGGAAUGGUACUCCCGCUAAAGACUCUCUAACCACUUCCAUACCAAAAGAACAGGAGGUGCUACAACUUCUGGUCAAAGCUGGAGCUCACGUAAAUAAUGAGGAUGAUCAUGCUUCAUGUAUUGUACAACAGGCUCUAGAAAGAGAGGACUCAAUACGAACAUUACUCGACAAUGGGGCCUCCGUGAACCAGUGUGACUCCAGUGGGAGAACUUUGCUUGCCAACGCUGCAUACAGUGGAAACCUUGAUGUGGUGAACCUGCUCAUAUCUAGAAGGGCAAACAUGGAACUAGAAGACAACCAUGGACAAACAGCACUUACUCUGGCAGCACGGCAGGGCCACACCAAAGUGGUCAACUGCCUUAUCGGCUGUGAGGCCAACAUAAACCACACAGAUCAUGAUGGAUGGACCGCCCUUCGUUCAGCAGCCUGGGGUGGACAUUCAGAGGUGGUGUCUGCACUGCUCUACGCUGGUGCCAAAGUCGACUGUGCUGACGCUGACAGUAGAACUGCUUUGAGAGCUGCCGCUUGGGGAGGUCAUGAAGACAUUGUGUUGAACCUCCUUCAGCAUGGGGCUGAGGUAAACAAGGCAGACAAUGAAGGACGAACAGCUCUCAUUGCUGCAGCGUACAUGGGACACAGAGAGAUUGUCGAGCACCUCUUAGACCACGGGGCCGAGGUUAAUCAUGAAGACGUGGAUGGGAGGACUGCCCUUUCGGUUGCUGCUCUCUGUGUUCCUGCGAGCAAAGGCCAUGCCUCUGUUGUAAGCCUUUUGAUCGACAGGGGAGCAGAGGUUGACCACUGUGACAAAGACUGCAUGACCCCUCUCCUUGUGGCUGGCUAUGAAGGACAUGUAGAUGUAGUUGAUCUACUUUUAGAAGGUGGAGCAGAUGUGGAUCACACAGACAACAAUGGCCGCACCCCUCUUCUUGCUGCUGCAUCAAUGGGCCACGCCUCUGUUGUCAACACACUGCUUUUCUGGGGGGCUGCUGUCGAUAGUAUCGAUAGUGAGGGAAGGACUGUCCUGAGCAUUGCGUCUGCUCAGGGGAAUGUAGAGGUGGUCCGAACUCUGCUGGACAGAGGUCUGGAUGAGAAUCACAGGGACGAUGCUGGCUGGACGCCGCUACACAUGGCUUCAUUUGAGGGCCAUCGCCAAGUGUGUGAUGCCCUUAUUGAACAAGGCGCUCGUUGUACAGAGGUGGACAAUGAUGGUAGAAUACCCCUGAUAUUAGCUGCACAAGAGGGACAUUAUGACUGCGUACAAAUUCUUCUGGAAAACAAAUCAUGCAUUGACCAGAGGGGAUAUGAUGGGAGGAAUGCUCUCAGGGUGGCUGCACUGGAAGGCCACAGGGACAUUGUUGAACUGCUUCUGAGCCAUGGUGCUGACAUAGAUUACAAAGACGCUGAUGGACGCCCAACACUCUACAUAUUGGCACUUGAGAAUCAGCUGGCUAUGGCAGAGUAUUUUCUUGAGAAUGGUGCAAAUGUGGAAGCUAGUGACACAGAGGGUAGAACAGCCCUCCACGUGUCUUGCUGGCAAGGGCAUGUAGAAAUGGUAAGACUGCUGAUAAACUAUCAUGCUGAUGUGAACUCCUGUGACAACGAGAAGCGCUCUGCCCUCCAGUCUGCUGCUUGGCAAGGCCACACAAAAGUUGUGCAGUUUUUGAUAGACAAUGGCACACAUGUGGAUCAUACAUGUAACCAGGGAGCAACAGCACUGGGCAUAGCCGCUCAGGAGGGCCACAUUGAUGUCGUGCAGAUACUUCUUGAGCAUUGCGCUGACCCCAACCAUGCUGACCAGUUUGGGCGCACUGCAAUGAGAGUGGCAGCAAAAGGUGGCCAUUCAAUGAUCAUAAAACUCCUGGAGAAGUAUGGGGCCACAACUUUAAAUGGCUGUAACCCCUCCCCAGUACACACUAUGGAGGAGAAAACACCAUUGUCUGUAACUGGGAAAAUGCAGUCCCUCACUAUCAAAUCAAGUAGCUCUGGAAGUACUGGAGCUGGGGAUAUGCAGUCUUCUGGACGAGGUCUACCCAACGGACCUGUCCAUGCUUUCAGUUCUCCUUCAGAAUCUCCUGAUUCCACUGUAGAUAGACAGAAAUCCUCUUUAUCAAAUAACUCCCUCAAGAGCUCAAAGAACUCCUCUUUGAGAACCACCUCAUCCACAGCCACGGCACAGACGGUGCCGAUAGACAGUUUCCAUGGACUGACAUUCACAGAACAAAUCCAGCAGCACUCUCUGCCUCGCAGUCGGAGUCGACAGUCUAUCGUGUCCCCUUCCUCUACCACUAAGUCCACUGGUCAGCAGCCGUCAUCUCCAUCCAAUGAUUUUGACUGGACUCAGUUAAAACCUGGUCUCAAAUCAACAAAGGGAAGUAAGACUGGAAGUGGGACAUCAAAUGGUAAAGGGGCACUAGGAGACAAGAAAAAACUCAAGAACAGCGGGUCAACCCAAGGUCAGGUUCUGGAGUAUGAGAUGACCCAGUUUGACAAGAGGAUUGCCUUCAACAAAGCAGUACCCAACAUUGCAGUGAAGGAUCCCCACUGUAAGAUCAUGAUCGGUGGUUCGAUCCAGCAGGACGGGGGUCAGGGCCAAGACCAGUUCUUUAUCCAACAGCAGGGCUGUUCUGAGAAGAAAAGAAAUGGAAUCAUGACCAACCCCAACUACCACCUACAGGGCAAUCAGGUUUUCCUGGGGAGGGUAUCAGUUCCUCGGACUGUGCAGAACAGAGGCCACCAGGAUGUUCUAGAGAACUAUCCCAUAGGGGAAACCGAACUAAGCCUUAAACAAGCGCUGAAACUGCAGAUUGAAGGAUCAGACCCCGGGUUUAACUACAAAAAGGAGACUCCAUUAUAGCUGAUGUGCUGAAUGCCAUUCGUCAUGCAGACAUUGGAGGGAAUGUGCCAAAGCAACUAUUUUCAUCUGCAUUAAAAAAUGAUUUUAUGUUGUUUUUUUUUUUUCCUUUUUUUUUUGCCACUCAUCAGUGGGAAACCUCAAAAGAUACCUAGGGAAGAUUGUUGAAUGCUGCCUAAGGCUUAUGUGAACUGAUACUUCGAUGUGCCUACAUCUGUUACAGCCUUCUUCAUGUAUUCAUGCACACUAUCAUUUUAAUUUAAUGUAUUGCUAUUUAAUAAACAGUGUAUGCACUUUCAGAAAAGUAAAAUUGACAGACAUGCAUUUGUUCCAUUUGCCUCUACCCCCAUCCGUGUUUUAUCCAACUAAUUGUUAAAAAGAAACGUACCAAUGCUUUUUUAUUAUUUUUUAUUACAUAUGUUGUUUGUUUUGUCUGCAGUUUUUAUUUUCCUCACACUGACAGCAAUGUACCGCUGAGUACAUUGUCGCAUCAAACCAGAGGACAUAAAAGUAAUUGAUGCCAUGGUAUGAAUUUAAGAGCAUUGAUACCCUGCCUUUCUAGAGACCCCAAAUAAUCUGUGUUAACCUUGAUCAGUGUGCUAAACCUAUGUUGUGUGUAAUAUGUUAAUAGCUAUGGCAAUUUACUUCAAGUAUAUACAAGCAUAUUUAUUUUUGGAAAAAAGCCACUUUUGCUACAUUUUGUGUUGUACGCUCUACCAUGGUGCUGUGUUCAGAAGUUGCCUGCAGUUAUUUUGAACUCCCAAUUUUGUUGGCUUUGUGCGUUAUGUAUUAUUACAGAUAUACAAGGGAGGGGACACGUUCACUGAAAAUGUAAAAAAAAAAAAAAAAGACCUGCGAUUUCAUUUUGUCCCUAUGGGAUUUUUUCAGUUGUUUGUGUGUUAUAUUUUUGUGCGUGCAUUUAAGAUAUUUAAAUAACCCAUUGUGUACCGUCAGCAAGAGUUUGGUGCUAAAUGCAAUGAUUUCAAGUGAAAGCAAUGAUUUUAAAAAAAGCAUUUGUCCGCAAAGUUACAUGUAUAACCUACUCCUACUGCAAUGCAAGAAACAAAAUUCAAGCUUUGUUUCCCUUAUUAUUGUCGUGGUUAAUAUGUUUCAGUAAUUCCUGCUGGUGUUUCAGGGGCAUGAUAGAAAACAGCUCAAAGGAGUGCAGCCAUUAGGACAACUUGUAGGUUUCAAUUUAAAAAAAAAAAAAAAAAAUACGGUGUGAAAGCAUUGUUUGAAAUGCGUAGUUGUGAAGCCAAAGUUGAAACAACAUGCUUUUU